Molecule: messenger RNA, 3402 nt
Organism: Zootermopsis nevadensis
Lineage: Eukaryota; Metazoa; Arthropoda; Insecta; Blattodea; Termopsidae
Source: RefSeq, a predicted model, not a curated record
UCGGUGUCAUGUCCCGUCUUGCCAGUAAGAGUCCAUGGCAAAACAGUUUCAUGCGGUCGACAGUGCGUCAUUUGUUUUUCCAGUUCGGCGCAUUGUUUCCCUUUCCUUGUUAGUUCACGAGAUCAUUUCAUUUUUCGCCGUGCAGCGUGAUGGCUGUUCCUUCGUUUCAUAGUUGGUAACAGUUUUGUCUUUUGUUACCUGCGUCUAAGUCAGGAUAGAGUCGGGUUCCAUAACAAAGUGGGCUGUUCUUUGAAAAGCCGAGUAACAAUCGACGUUUCAAAGAACACUGCACGAUGGAGUGAGAGAGUGUGGUAACGUUAUUACUCAUUAUAUUUCAAAUUUUACCCAGAUAUUAUUUCGUCAGCGGGAAAAACAUCGUGUUUACCUGUGGUAAGGUAAUUCCACGAACGAGCUAUUAAGUGUGAGUGAGGAGUGGGUGUUUGAGGAAAGGAUAAUUUUUAGUUUUCGUCAGACUGGUUCGUGGAUAGAAGUCAGUAUUGCGUUUCACGAUUUUUGAUAUCACAGGAAGGACAAAGUGUGAUUAUUACGUUGUAAAGUCGUACAUAAUGUGAGCUGUAUCGUCUGUCAGAAAACCUCAAAUUUGGAGUUUGCAUCGUCCAAGAAUCCGUGGUGAGACAAGGUGACGCUCGGGGACUGUCACGAAGGAGAGAGGUCAUUGUCCAGCGAAGAAUUCGAUCAGUGUCUCAGCUGGCUUUUAUAUUUUUCUGCUGUCAAAAUGACGGGCAGGCGCUGUUAAAAUAAUUUGUUUUGUUGUUCGCUGUUUUCAAGCAAAGAAAAAGUUCUGUGACACUACAUAGUUGCAACAGCGACGGUAGCGUAAUGCACGGAUAUCAGGAAUGGGAAAACUGCUUCUUAUAAACUGUUACGAACAUCGAAGUGUCUCUGCAACGAGCUGUGUGAAGAAUCCGCAAGCUUUUCAUCAUGAUUGACCCAUAUUCGACUGACGUCCUGUGGGUUGUCAUCGUCGGUUUCAUAAUAGCCUUCAUAUUGGCAUUUGGCAUUGGAGCUAACAGCGUUCCGAACUCAUUUGCUACUUCGGUCGGAUCAAAAGUGCUCACUCUCAGGCAGGCAUGCUGUUUGGGAACGGUGUGUGAAAUCGCUGGAUCCGUUCUGCUAGGUUACAAAGUGUCGGGAACAGUGCGUAAAGGUGUUUUGCAGUUGACGGUUUACGAAGGUGCUGAGUUGGAGCUUAUGCUCGGAAUGUUCGCAGUCCUGAUUUCCAGCUCUGUGUUGCUGCUCAUUGCAAUAUUCCUGAAGCUUCCUGUAUCAGCCACUCACGGCAUCGUCGGUGCCACUCUUGGUUUCUCUCUGGUUUGCCGCGGGAAUGACGGCAUCAACUGGGGAGUCCUUGGAUUGAUUGUGGGAUCUUGGUUCCUGUCGCCGGUGCUGUCUGGUGUGAUAUCGGUGUCGCUGUUUGCUCUGGUUCGUCACUUCAUCCUCAACGCGCCUAAUCCCAUAGUACGAGGUUUGCUGAGUCUGCCCAUCAUCUAUGGUGUGACUGUCUUCAUCAACGUGUUCUCCAUCUUCCUUGACGGUCCGACAUUGCUGUAUUUUGAUCGAAUCCCUUGGUGGGCCACAUUGAUCAUCAGCUUGUGCUGUGGAGCAGUGACUAUGCUGACUGUGCAGCUCGUGCUCGUGCCGUUCAUGAAGCGGAAGCUCGGUGGUCAGUCAGGUUCAACGCAAAAGACGAGAGAUGACGAGUACAAAGUCGACUCGUCCUGCACCGAGGUCAAUGGGACACUGACAGGGAUCAUUGACAAUAUGGUACCACCCGCUGUUAAGAUGGUACCAUUUGCUGUUAACUCUGAGGGCCCACAGACGACAAACAGCAAUGAGGAAACUGAACCUCCCGGGGCUGUGGCAAAACACGGACAGGACAACCUAGCUUUCAGUCUCUCCUCUGAUAAUGGCACAGGACAGCCAACCUCAGAGGAUAAAGCAGCCCCACCUGAACUCUUCUCAUUCCUGCAGAUUCUUGCUGCCACAUUUUCUUCAUUUGCACGUGGUGGAAAUGACGUCAGUAACGCCAUUGGCCCAGUGAUUGCGCUGUGGCUGAUCUACACCGAAGGAUCUGUGCAGCAGAAGGAGGAGACUCCGAUCUACAUUUUAUUUUAUGGAGGUAUUGGCAUGUCUGUUGGUCUGUGGGUGUAUGGUCAGAGAGUGAUGAAGACCAUAGGUGAGGACCUCACGAAGAUCGCGGCUUCCACAGGGUUCACGAUAGAGAUUGGGGCCGCACUUACCGUCUUACUGGCUUCAAAGAUUGGUAUGCCCAUCAGCACCACGCACUGCUUGGUCGGAUCCGUCGUGUUCGUUGGCUGGGCCAAUGCCACGAAGGAAGGGGUCGACUGGAAACUAUUCAGGAAUAUUGUUGUUGCGUGGUUGGUAACAGUGCCAGUAUCUGGUUUACUCAGUGCUGCAGUAAUUGCAAUACUAAGAGAGGUGGCACUGUGAAAUGUCAGUGGUCGUGGAGGGAGAUCUCCAUGCAUUCUAAGUGCUGACACAGUUUGCGGGGAAAAUAUGUGCUUCAGUUACUGACUGUGAUGCAUCUCUGGGCAAGAAGGCCCUAGUAUCCUCAUGGCUGGUCCAUUGGAGACAAAUAAACGUCCAGCAUCGAAGCCUAGCUGAUUUGUUUUAAUCAGCCUCUUUGUUGACUGAGCUGUAUUAGUACUAAUUACUGUGAUUAAGAAUGCCAUAUAAGUUAGAUAUUUGUUACAGAUUGAAUUAUACUUUAUAUGAUUUGUCUGUACAUUUAUUUCCUUCACACUUUUAUGAAGUGUGUUUUUAAUAAUGCUCAAUAAUGUGUUAUGGAUAGUUGUAAGCUUUCAGGCCACAGACUGAUAAUCGAGGAUUAAUGAUUUUUAAAAAAUUAUAACGCACUUGCUUUGUGUAUCAGAUUACUGCGCUUAAAUUUACUUAUCCUUCAUGAUAACAGAGGUCAUGCGAAUGUAGGAUGAGAAUGCUUUUCUAAGAUGUAACAGUGGUUUAUACAUCGUGUAUCCAUUUUGUUUAGUGCUUUUUCUUCAUAAUGUGUUCUUGCCAGUCUGUAAUGUGGGCAUGAAUGUAAAGUAGAAGUUGAAGAGUGCACUUUGUAUGCACUUCCUUUAAGAUGGCUCUGAUUUGAGGGAAUGAAUUUGUUAGAGAGAGUACCAUUUUAAGUGCAAGAAUACUGCACAGUCUGUAUGUGGUGUAAUGAAAUGAUAUUUGGGUUAUUGCGCAGUGUAUCUGCUUACUCUGUAAAUUCUGGUUUUUAUUAAUAGUUGCUUUAAACCUGAAACAGUAAUGGUUAAGGCAUAGUGAACUGUAAUUUUGUCUGUAGUUUUAUUGAUUGUUAAAGAUCUCAUCUGUACUCUGAUGGUAGAACAUAAAUAGCAAUGUUUGAAA